AUGCAGUCGUUCGUUUCGGUACUUUGUUUCUUUGCCCUGCUUACGCAGGUCUCUGCUUGGGGCCCGCGCAAGUCGGAUCACGGGCCCCCAGGUCACUAUGGAGGUCGACAGAAGCAUGGUGCCAGCUUUACGCCGGACUUUGUGUUGAAAAUGACUUACGAAAACGUCUCAAUUGGUUGCCAGACAAGAAUGUCGGCCCUGAUCAAUGGCACAUUGUUCGGGCCGACGCUCAGACUCAAGCCUGGGCGAAGAAGUUGGAUCAGAGUCUACAACGAUAUGCCAGACCAUAAUGCAACCAUCCACUGGCAUGGUUUGAGCAUGCGCAUGGCACCUUUCUCUGAUGGUAGCCCAUCCGCCACCCAGUGGCCUAUUCCACCUGAUCAUUUCUUCGACUACGAGGUCUACCCCCUACGAUCCGAAUCCGGUACCUACUUCUACCAUUCUCAUGUCGGCUUCCAAGCUAUGACAGCUUCUGGCCCACUGAUCAUUGAGGACAAGGCCGAGCCCCCCUAUGCAUAUGAUGAGGAGAGGAUUGUCUUCCUCACCGACUACUUCAACAAAACGGACACCGUUAUCGAGAAGGGUCUCGUGGCAACACCUUUCACCUGGUCUGGCGAAACGAAUGCGGUCCUCAUCAACGGCGUCGGAGUCUCUGUUGGGGAGACUGCCGGAAAUGGAAACUGCAAGCUACCAGUCAUCGACGUGGAGCCUGGAAAAACUUAUCGCAUGCGCUUCAUUGGUGCUACGGCAUUGUCCAUGGUGCAAGUAGGCAUCGUGGAUCAUGACAACUUUACCAUCAUCGAAGCUGAUGGUCACUAUACCAAACCUCACACUGAGAAGUUCAUGCAAUUGACUUCGGGUCAGCGUUUUGAUGUCAUCUUCAAGACUAAGACCGAGGCAGAGUUAAACGGGAAAACCGACUACCUUAUUCAGUUGGAGACCAAAGACCGUCCGAAGGUGUACCAGGGCUAUGGCGUACUACGAUACUCCAAGGCACAACCGCAGAUUACAACAGCUCCAGUCACUCCUCCUCUGACACUUUCUAACAAGACGUAUGAAUGGGCAGAGUAUGCCUUGGAACCGUUGGUACCAAACAAUUUCCCCCAGGCUAGCGAAGUAACUCGGCAAAUUCACAUCGACAAUCGUCAACUCGCGACCCAGACUACCCUUUGGCAGCUCAACGGACUGCAAUGGAACGAGACUUCGACGCCUUAUGCGGGAGACCAGCCCUACCUGAUCAACAUCUACGAGAACGGGCCGUCUGCCAUUCCGAACUACACUGCCGCCAUGAACAACAACGGCUGGGAUCCGAUUACGUUGACAUGGCCGGCAAAGAUGGGCGAGGUUCUCGAGAUUAUUUGGCACAACACUGGAUCACUGGUCAAUGGCAAUGGUGGCCUCGACUUCCAUCCCUUUCAUGCUCAUGGCGGACAUUACUGGGACAUUGGCAGUGGAAAUGGAACUUACAAUAGCACCGAGAACGAGGAGCGGCUGAAGAACUACAAUCCAGUCAAGCGAGACACAACAAACCUUUAUCGAUAUGGCGAGAAGACAAAGUCUGGCGAUGUUUCCGGGUGGAGAGGCUGGCGUCUGCGUGUGGAGGACGCCGGUAUUCACUGUCAUAUUUUGCAACACAUGGUUAUGGGCAUGCAGAGUGUUUGGGUCAUGGGAGAUUACCAAGACAUUACCGGCAUUCCCGCUGUUGAUGCGGCUGGAUAUUUGCAGUACGGAGGAAACGUUAAUGGCAACGCCACUUUCGCACCAUCAGUCGUGCACUUCUUUGAGGAAGAUGAGGAAAAAUGA
Molecule: messenger RNA, 1803 nt
Organism: Colletotrichum paranaense
Lineage: Eukaryota; Fungi; Ascomycota; Sordariomycetes; Glomerellales; Glomerellaceae
Product: L-ascorbate oxidase
Exons: 3
Coding region: 1-1803 (600 amino acids)
Molecular function (GO): copper ion binding; oxidoreductase activity
Source: RefSeq, a predicted model, not a curated record